Molecule: messenger RNA, 877 nt
Organism: Arabidopsis arenosa
Lineage: Eukaryota; Viridiplantae; Streptophyta; Magnoliopsida; Brassicales; Brassicaceae
Source: the annotation of a GenBank genome assembly
UUUUGUUAUGUCCAAAACGACAACUUGUGAGAAAAUCGUGUUGUUUUACAGAAUAAAAAAUCGAUUUAGGGUUCAUUGUUUGAAUGGAAUCGAUCUUCUUCUUUUUUUCAUCUUAAAUUGGGAGAUUCUUCUUUUCUAUUUCUUUUCUAUCUCCUUGGAAAAUGUCGGAUAGCUCCAGCUCAACUUCACCUGCGGAUCGACGUGACUAUGGUGAAUAUGCCUAUGGGAUUUCUACUCAUUGUUUUUGUGGUGGAAGAGCACGGCUUGAACCUUCUCGGACAACGGCAAACCCAGAAAGACUAUUCUACACAUGUCAGAAUUUCAAUGAUGGAAAAUGUUACAUAUGGAAAUGGUGGGAUGAGGUUAUGAUUGAGGAAUUAACCAAGCUAAGGAUCGACGUGAAUGGGUAUCCUCCAUUGCAUAAAAUGCGUGAGACUCUUGAAAGGCAUAGACAUGAGAUUCUUCACAUUUAUGAUCUCCACGAUGAAAAUAAGAUGGAGUUUGCUAGGCUUAGGGCGAUGAUUGCAAAGAAAAGCGACGGCUUAUCUUUGGAAUUGAAGAAUGUGUUUGUCGCGGUUUUUGUUUUGAUAGCAAUAAUAAUCUACUUGUUUAUGUAGAUUAUUACACUUUGUUUAGAAGACUCUUUCUCUUUAGUAGUAUAUGUGGAUGAAGAUAUUUUAAUUUUCAUUGUCUUUGAAAAGAUGUUCAAUGUGUGUUGUCUGUAAUAUGAUUUGUAUUUUUGAUGUUUGUGUGAGUUAUGUUUACAUGUUGGUCUGCGAUGUGUGUUGGUUUUGUAUUGGUGCAUUUUUGCAUUUCAGCUUGUUGUGCCCUUCCUGUCCACAUAUGCCACAAGGCUACAUAAAAAGGUAACAACAAU